This is a messenger RNA of Stereum hirsutum FP-91666 SS1, 2219 nucleotides long. RefSeq names its product fumble. Gene Ontology annotation, cellular component: cytosol; nucleus. Bases 237 to 1784 code for a protein of 515 amino acids. The transcript is spliced from 6 exons. NCBI's taxonomy places the organism in Eukaryota, Fungi, Basidiomycota, Agaricomycetes, Russulales, Stereaceae. Gene Ontology annotation, molecular function: ATP binding; pantothenate kinase activity. The record is from RefSeq and is a predicted model, not a curated record. Gene Ontology annotation, biological process: coenzyme A biosynthetic process.
GAACGAAGGAGAUGUGUCCCCAGAGUCGCAGUCUUGUGUUUCACUACCCCACAAUAUUCACCUGCUUUGACGCUUGAGCUUGAACGUCCGCCCCAUCCGAAACCGACUGGAGCGCUGCUCCGCUCACCGUCCGUAAAUAUCGCCAUCUCGGACCUACGCACUCUCCCAACAUAUUUAGAGGACAAGGCCACCGCAGAUCACACUCAUAGGGCCCUGUCGACAUUAUAUCUAUUAUAAUGGCCUCUCCGCCGCUGCCGAGUGCGAAGGUCAUCCACGUAGACACCCGUGGGGCAGUCAUUCUAGAGGAAGAGUCACCCGAGACAAGGGACAGUCGAGGAAUAUAUCUUCCCAACUACAUCGAACCGGUCUCACAUAUCGCUGUAGACAUCGGGGGCUCGCUCGCGAAGGUCGUCUAUUUCACCCGUUCUCCUGAUCCGCCUUCAUCACCUUCUAUCGCUGCUACGAACGGAAACACCACGCAUAGCAGCGGAGUCUCGAGCCCAGGAUGGUCUUCUCCUCCCACAUCUGAUGAUGGCCAGCGACAGUCCCCGCCACCACCACCGUUCCCGAAGCAAAAUGGAGCGCUUACACCCAUGGUCCUCGAAACGACCGCCUCUAACCAUCUCCUGAGCCAUUCUCACAUUCAUAAUCAUAACACGAACGGCCACGCUCUCGCUGGUAUUGACCAACUCAUACUCCGCCGCGCUUCAUUACAACAUUUCCCUGGCGGGUCCGUGAACUUUGAGCGAUACGAGACGGAUAACAUCGACGAAUGUGUCGAGUUCAUUCAGGACCUCAUCGCACGCUCGGCGAAAGUGAAUGGCGUGUCAAUAGAGGAGAUGCGGCGGGGCGUGAAGAUCAUGGCCACGGGAGGGGGCGCGCACAGGUUCUACGAGCUGUUCAGCGAGACGUUGGGCGUCGAAGUGCGCAGGGAGGACGAGAUGGAGUGUUUGAUUGAGGGGAUGAAGUUCAUCACGCUCAUUCCUGACGAGGUCUACUUCUUCUCGGACGAGCUCAUCCAAUCCGUAACACAUCCUACGACGGGCUCAUCCGCGGCGGCGUCGAUCUCACCACAACUGUCGAACGGUCCUCCUGCCAAACCAUCUGCACCGCUGGAACGACCGAGUCCGGAUCCUCCUAAAUAUGCAGUGACGUUUCAGACGCAUCCGACGCCACAGUUGCCUUGCUUGCUCGUGAAUAUUGGGUCUGGAGUUUCGGUCAUCAAGGUGGAUGAGGAUGGGUCGUUCGAGCGUGUGAGCGGGACAAGUUUGGGAGGCGGAACGCUCUGGGGUCUCCUCAGUUUGCUCACGGGAGCGAGGUCAUUUGAUGAGAUGCUGGCGUUUUCGGAACGAGGCGACAAUGCGACAGUGGACAUGCUCGUGGGAGACAUCUACGGGCAAGACUACAGCAAGUUGGGUCUCAAGUCGACGAUGAUCGCGAGUUCGUUCGGGAAGGUGUUCAAGAAGGGGCAGGAGAAGGGGAAGUUCUCUCCCGAGGACAUCAGCAAGAGCCUGCUCUACGCGAUCUCGAACAACAUCGGGCAAAUUGCGUUCAUGAACGCGGAGAAGUAUGGGCUGGACAGGAUCUACUUUGGUGGUUGCUUUAUCCGUGGACACGCAGCGACGAUCGCGACGCUCUCGUAUGCGAUUCGAUUCUGGAGUAAAGGCACGAAGCGGGCGUUGUUCCUCCGGCAUGAAGGAUUCCUCGGUGCUAUCGGCGCCUGGAUCAAGAAUAUUGAUGAAGAACAUACAUCUGAGACAUCCUCGGCUUCGGGUGAUGCAUGAUGCAUGAUGCCGCCCGCCCAAUGUACAUGGCAGAUGUAUCAGCGUACCCAUAUUCAUCAAGAAACGAAACGAAACACAUCCAACCGCUGCGCAUUCCAUCCCUCGACACAAAUAUCCCACUUCCACCAACAGCCAGCUUCAUCUCUCCCCGCUUUGCUCUGACACCCUCCCGUUGCAUAUUUCCUCUUCGUUCGUUCGUUCGCCAGGUUGGAUAUUGGAUGCUUUUUUUCUUAUUUAUGUCCAUCUAGUUCACUUCACUUCAAAUUGUCGGAUUCAUUCCUUCCGAAAGCUGCUGUAUCUUUAUCUGUAUGAUAGAUCUGACCCCCCUGUCCCAAGCUGAUUGCUGAAGCGCUGAUGCCGCACUCUUAAGUUACUUAUUUUGCUCCUCAUACAGUACGGUACCCUGGAACAUCAAUAAUGCGAUGCGAUGUUGCC